AUGUCCAUAACGGACGGCUAUCCCCUCCUCUUUGAUCCCAACAGCACCGCAGCUCUCAACUCCAAUCUCACAAUCCGCAACCUCAAUGGAACUUGGGUGGACAUUAUCGUCCUGACUGAUCCCGGUAGCCAGAACCCCACGCAGCCGCCACAUUCGUUCCACAAGCAUAGCAACAAGUUCUUCAUAAUCGGCAGCGGUACAGGUGACUUCAAUUACACCUCCGUCAAGGAGGCUAUGCAGGCGCAGCCCGAGUCCUUCAACCUCGACAACCCCCCAUUUCGCGACAGCUUCGUAUCAAGUGCCGUUUCGCCGGGCAUGCCAACCUGGAUCGUGAUUCGCUACCAGAGCAUGAACCCUGGCGCCUUCAUCCUGCAUUGCCACAUCCAGCCUCAUUUCGCGGGUGGCAUGGCCAUGGCAAUGCUCGACGGCGUAGACAAGUGGCCCGCAAUCCCGGCAGCGUACUGUCCGGAUGGCAGCGGCACCGGGAUGUAG
Messenger RNA from Penicillium waksmanii, 492 nucleotides. RefSeq lists its product as uncharacterized. NCBI's taxonomy places the organism in Eukaryota, Fungi, Ascomycota, Eurotiomycetes, Eurotiales, Aspergillaceae. The transcript has 2 exons. The record is from RefSeq and is a predicted model, not a curated record. Bases 1 to 492 code for a protein of 163 amino acids. Gene Ontology annotation, molecular function: oxidoreductase activity; copper ion binding.